AUGGCCAUGACACCAGAAGCACAAACUCAAGAUGCUCGAGACAACUUUGACGCACGUCCAGCGAGCAAUGGCCCCCAGCUCAAAUUCCGCCCUGGCCAUCUCGGCUCCAGUCCGACAUUACCUUCACCAAGAGCUGAAGGCGCCACAACGGACAUAGACGGGCGAAAGAAGCGUGGGGAUUCUGCUAUCCCAAGGAUGCCUGGCAUUGCAACUACGGUAGUCCAAUAUACCCUCGCCCACGGGGCGAGUAUCAUCCUAAUGGUCUCCUUGAUUUUCGGAGGUUGCUGUGCAAAUGUAUUCGCUCUUGAAGCAAUAAUCAAGGACGAACCAAGUUCAGGGCCGUUGAUAACAUUCGCCCAAUUCAUCCUAACGGCUCUUUUUAUGUUACCGAGCUUCUUCUCCCCAUCAGCAGGCUUGGGGUCGAUCUUCCUGAGCCGGCGCUCAAUACCGUUAAAGUCAUGGUUCACUUACACGGCCUUUUUCAUCUCGGUGAAUCUCUUGAAUAAUUGGGCAUUUGCGUAUCGGAUUUCGGUACCUCUGCAUAUUAUUCUGAGAUCUGGGGGCCCAGUCGCAUCCAUUGCUGUUGGUUAUCUGUACGCUGGAAAAAGAUAUUCCGGGGGGCAAAUUCUUUCAGUCGCGCUGCUUACUUUCGGGGUCAUUACUUCUGCAUUAGCAGAUGCGCAGGCAAAAGGACAAGCUAUACGAAUCGGUGCUGGCGGAGGCUCUAGUAUAUUCAACACUCUUACUGGCUUUGCUAUUCUCGCGUUAGCUAUGCUUCUCUCUGCAUUUCAGGGGAUUUACGCAGAUCGACUGUAUGAAACGUUUGGACGCAACCAUUGGAAAGAAGCUCUAUUCUAUUCUCAUACACUAUCUCUACCAUUGUUCUUUCCGGCUUUUCCGCAGCUCCUAACACAAUGGCGCGCAUUGAACUCGUCAACUUCGCUGCUGUAUCAGAUUACAGCCAUGUCCGAAAACUCGAGCGCAUUGUUUGCCUCUGGCGACGCAGCCGGCCCAGGUGACUCAUGUGCGGUGUCCAUAAACACUCCAGCCAAAGCUUUUCUCCGCCUACUUGUUACUUACCGUGAGUAUGACGCUUUCCAGCCUAUUUUGGCUAUUAUCCCGAUCCAAGUCUUCUACCUGCUAUUGAACGCCUUGACGCAAUACUGGUGUAUACGUGGAGUGCACCUUCUCUCGGCAAAAUCAUCAUCUUUGACUGUUACUAUUAUCCUGAACGUUCGGAAGCUUGUUUCGCUCUUGCUGUCCAUACAUAUUUUCGGAAAUUCUCUUUCGCAUGGUGUGCUAGCCGGGGCUAUACUUGUGUUUGUGGGCGGAGGCAUGUAUGGCUUCGAAAGUGCACGACUGAGGGGAGCAGCCUUGAAGAAGGAUUAA
Messenger RNA from Aspergillus mulundensis, 1389 nucleotides. Its product is annotated as putative UPD-GlcNAc transporter (Mnn2-2). Gene Ontology annotation, biological process: transmembrane transport. Gene Ontology annotation, molecular function: UDP-N-acetylglucosamine transmembrane transporter activity. Lineage: Eukaryota; Fungi; Ascomycota; Eurotiomycetes; Eurotiales; Aspergillaceae. The coding region runs from base 1 to 1389 and encodes 462 amino acids. Gene Ontology annotation, cellular component: endoplasmic reticulum membrane; Golgi membrane. The record is from RefSeq and is a predicted model, not a curated record. The transcript is spliced from 4 exons.